UAUACCUGCACUUUAAGAAUACUUUUGAAGUCUUGCUUUCUUUGUCUUGAUGUCAUUUAUUUUUGAAUAAAUGUGUUGGAACUCUUUAUAUGAGAACUCUUGGUUUUCAGACAAGCGUUUGUAUCUCAUUCCACCGCCUGCAUCACUGCCAUUGUAUUUUGUACUUUUGAAUAAGUUUCCUAAACGAGAUUUGAAAUUUUUGGAGGGGAAGACAGAUUGAGUUUAAUCUCCCCUUUCCUAACUCAAAGGAGAAUUUUCCCCUCAACAACUGAAUACCUUAUUAUUUAAUGUUACCUUUCUACUCUUUUUGGGGGGAGAUUCGAGACAGGGCUUCUGGAAUUUACUCUGUAGACCAGGCUGGCCUGGAACUCAGAAAUCUUCCUGCCUCUGCCUCCGAAGUGCUGGGAUUAAAGGUGUGCGUCACCACUGCCCGACUACCUUUCUACUCCUGUUUAUGUUCUUAUUUAUCUAUAAUUAUGAAAGCUGAAUAGAUUUGAUCCUUUUGACUUGAUUCUUUACUACUCUUUAUUAACUCUAAGUAGCAUUUAAAAAAUUUUUUUGAACUUUGGGUGAGAAGAUUCAGUAUAAUUUCUUAUAUUUGAUAAUGUAAUAUCUAUUUUUUCCUACUAGCAAAUUCCAUGCUAUUGCUUUUUAAAGAAAAGCAGAGGCAUCUCUCAGAGCUGUGCCAGGCAAUCUGUUGUGGUGGUUUAAUAUACUGACAAAUGCUCUCACAAACUGUAUAUAUAUAUUUAAAUAUAAUUAAAAUACAACGUAACUAUAAUGUUUAGGUUUUCAAAGUUUGGGCUUCAAUAGGAAGGUCCCUCUCUACCCUUACCAUUUCUUUAGCCAUUAUUUGGAGCUAUACUUUUAAACAAGAAAAUUGCAGUCAAUAUGAUAAUGGAGUUGGAAGGAGUGCUGCAUUCAGACUGCUGAGAAAUCCUAGUACACUUAAAAAUAAUUAAACAAUAUUUCUUAAGUCUCUGCCUUUUUGGACACUUGUAUUUGGUAAUUUUACAGUACUGAUUCCUAUAGCAAGUAAAUCAAUAUUCUAAAAUUUGAGCUAUUUUGUCUUUGCCAUUCAUGCUUGCUUUUCAUACAGCAUUCUUUAAAAAUCACAUCUGUCUAUUCUUGUAAGAAACACUCAGUUGACUGCUGUGUGACUAUUUUGGCUGGUUAAAAUAUCAGUUCAUUUCAAUGUGUCACUAGCCAGAAUUUGUACAUGUUCUUCACCCCUUGCACAAGUAAUGAGCAACUACACAUGAAGAGAUAAAAGGAAAGCUAGGGUAGUUUAACAUAACUGAAGUGGGAAAAAAGUCUUCUCUGAGAAUUCUGUAGUCCUGACAAAUUCUGUGGGAAUUUGGCCUUGGGAAUAUUCAACUACAUUGAGAAGUAACAUUUAACUUCUUAUAAAAGUAAGAGGGAAUAAUGAUAAAGUUACCUGGGAUUCAUCUUCAUUGUAAUAAUCAGGAAAUAGUUGCUCAGAGUUUAUACACUGAGUAUUUUUGGAUUAUAUUUCUACAUGCUCAUAGCUCCUAGGUACUUAAGAAAAAUAACGGUUGUGGGUCCCUGCCUCUGCAGAGUCUCCAUGUUCAUUUCUUUAUGGUUAGGGAGUAAAGAACAGACACAAAUGUUUCCCACAUAAGAAAAUGAGCUGAGGUGUUAAUUUCUUUGACUUUCUAAAAAUUCUUUUAUCCUCAGCAGUUAAAGUUUUCUUCUCAACGUUGUUUAAGAAUUGUGUGGCAGUCCUGUAAAGCUGAUCAUAAGGUUUGUCAUAGAAUUAAGAGAAAAUGGUAAAAGUUACCUUAUUUAUGUUUGUCUACUGGGUCAGUGUGUAGUGCAUCUUGAAACUACUAUACUAGAUAAAAUAUGUAACAGGAAGUUUCCAGAAAAAGUCUAGAGGAGCCCUGAACUGAAGUCAAAACAUUGGGGGUUUCCCCAACCCUACUCUCACUGCUGGCUAGGCAGCUGCUCCUGUGGCCCAGCCGGACAGGCAUGCCCUGGCCCCUGCCCUUGCUGUAGGGAGCUGUUGAACCUUGUGCAAGUUCUCGCACCCUGUUUCGUGCACUCAACACCUGUACUCACAGUCAGUCCUCUGACACAGACUCCAGUCUUCUUAAAGCAUAACUCCCCUUUGCUCCGUUUGGUCUUUGUUUCAUGGGUUUCAUAACUUUAACCAGUGGUUCUUACAUUUCAGAAAUAUUUCCUGGAGGCCUUGUUAACAGCACAGAUGUGGCCAACUCUAGCAUUUCUAACUCCAUCGAUCCAAACUGAAUUUGCACUCAUUAGUUCCUAGAGGCUGCCCUGCUGCUGACUCGGAGCACACCACGGGCCCCUGUGCUAAACAGAUGCUGACUCUCAGACAGUUCUCAAGGGUUCCCUCCUGGCAUCUCUUUCUCAGUCACGUUGAGUCUGGCCUAAUCGAAGACUGAGGUUAUGAAGUCCAUCCUAGAUGGCCUUGCAGACACCACCUUCCGUACCAUCACCACAGACCUCCUCUACGUGGGCUCAAAUGACAUUCAGUACGAAGACAUCAAAGGAGACAUGGCAUCUAAAUUAGGAUACUUCCCACAGAAAUUCCCUCUAACUUCCUUCAGGGGUAGUCCCUUCCAAGAGAGGAUGACUGCAGGAGACAACUCCCCGUUGGUCCCAGCAGGAGACACAACAAACAUUACAGAGUUCUAUAACAAGUCUCUCUCAUCAUUCAAGGAGAAUGACGAGAACAUUCAGUGUGGAGAGAACUUUAUGGACAUGGAGUGCUUUAUGAUUCUGAAUCCCAGCCAGCAGCUGGCCAUCGCUGUACUGUCUCUCACACUGGGCACCUUCACGGUUCUGGAGAACCUGCUGGUGCUGUGUGUCAUCCUUCACUCCCGCAGUCUCCGAUGCAGGCCCUCCUACCACUUCAUUGGCAGCCUGGCAGUGGCUGACCUCCUGGGAAGCGUCAUUUUUGUCUAUAGCUUUGUUGACUUCCAUGUGUUCCACCGCAAAGACAGCCCCAACGUGUUUCUGUUCAAACUGGGCGGGGUUACAGCCUCCUUCACGGCUUCUGUGGGCAGCCUGUUCCUCACAGCCAUCGACAGGUACAUAUCCAUUCACAGGCCUCUGGCUUAUAAGAGGAUCGUCACCAGGCCCAAGGCCGUAGUGGCCUUUUGCUUGAUGUGGACUAUCGCAAUAGUAAUUGCUGUGUUGCCUCUCCUGGGCUGGAACUGCAAGAAGCUGCAAUCUGUUUGCUCGGACAUUUUCCCACUCAUUGAUGAAACCUACCUGAUGUUCUGGAUCGGAGUCACCAGUGUGUUGUUGCUGUUCAUUGUGUAUGCGUACAUGUACAUUCUCUGGAAGGCUCACAGUCACGCAGUCCGUAUGAUUCAGCGUGGAACCCAGAAGAGCAUCAUCAUCCACACAUCAGAAGAUGGCAAGGUGCAGGUGACCCGGCCUGACCAAGCCCGCAUGGACAUUAGGCUGGCCAAAACCCUGGUUCUGAUCCUGGUGGUGUUGAUCAUCUGCUGGGGCCCUCUGCUUGCAAUCAUGGUGUAUGAUGUCUUUGGGAAGAUGAACAAGCUUAUCAAGACGGUGUUUGCCUUCUGUAGUAUGCUCUGCCUGCUGAACUCCACCGUGAACCCCAUCAUCUAUGCUCUGAGGAGCAAGGACCUGAGACAUGCUUUCCGCAGCAUGUUCCCUUCAUGUGAAGGCACGGCGCAACCUCUAGAUAACAGCAUGGGGGACUCAGACUGCCUGCACAAGCACGCCAAUAACACAGCCAGCAUGCACAGGGCCGCGGAGAGCUGCAUCAAGAGCACUGUUAAGAUCGCCAAGGUGACCAUGUCUGUGUCUACAGACACGUCUGCCGAGGCUCUGUGAGCCUGCUGCUCUUGUGGCUGCCCAGGAAAAGAAAAAAAAAUUUUUUUUAAGCUUAAAAUUUAGAAGUCUGUUGUCUCAUCGGUUAUAUAUUUUUUAAGUUUACCAUGUUUAGUAAAAUAGUGAAUGUCACCGUGCUUCUUUACUUUGCUGACAUCUCGAUAGUUUAGGUACUUAAACUCCAGUCCCCUUGGGUUUACAGUGAAGCAAGCCUAUCACUUCAGUUACCCGGCAGUUCUUCAAAGUCUCUGAAACGGAAGGGAAAACAUUGGCUUCCAAAUCUGAAGCCUAACUAUCUGUAGAAAACCGCCAUGAAAUAAGUAACGCCUUUGUAACCACAACUUUCAGGAUGCUGUGUCUGUCCAUAGUACAAAAAAGGGACAUUUUUACGAUAAGUAUAGUGCUAAAGUAGAGAUACUUUGUAACAUGUUUUCUGUCCUGUUAGUUGUGUGUCAACGUUUACUGUGUUUUUGUUUUUUGUUUUUUUGGUUUUUGGUUUUUUUUGUUUUUGUUUUUGUUUUUGUUUUUGUCUAGCUUAGAAAAACCAGAAUGUAGCCCUCAUAAGAGCGAUGGCAUACAGGAGUGGAUAUGUAGCAGGGCGACCCCUGCUUUGAUAGUGUUACUGUCCAUGAUGCAAUUUUAGAAACCUUAGCAUUUCUUCCAAUAUCCGUACCUAAAGUUAAUAUUGAAAUAAGCAUAAAGGUUUAUUUUUCUGUUAAAACAACAAGAGAAAUUUGAAGACUGUUCAAAGUAUUGAGCAGAAUUCAUGGACACUUAAAACUGUGUUAGGCCUGCAUUUUCACGUGAGGACAUUCCAUAUCUUAUGGACCACAGCUGUUCAGUUGAGUAAUGGAUUGUAAUCAGAAUGGAAAAGAGGAAGCACAUUGACUUUUAAGGCUGACAUUCUGACUUUCUGCAGUUGUUGGCUCUAACUGGACCUCUUAAGACAGCAUGUGUCAAUCUUAGUGUAUACUGUGAUCACUGUGCAAUUGCUGUUUACUUGAUGUGUAUUGCAUUGUUAUGUUCUGGAUUUAAGUAGAUUUCAGGCCUAGAUGGCCAAAAAACAAAAAACAAAAAACAAAACAAACAAACAAACAAAAAAAACAGUUGUCUUCUCCUUAAUUGAGACGAAAUAUUGUCUGGAUCAGUAAAAUUGUGUGAUUGUAAAUGUGUAUGUGUGUGUAUGUGUGUGUGUGUGUUACUCUAUCUUGUAACUGUUACAGCAAUGCCCCUCCCCACGAGAAAACUGACCAAGUGUGAACCGUACCACUUGCUGCGCUCUUGCACAUGAACUUAGUUUCUACAAUUGAGCUCAUCACAAAAUCCUGUUUAUAAAAAUUCUGACUAAACUUUUCAGAAGAAUCUUCCUGCCCAGGAGAUUGGAUUACAUAUUCUAAUGAUAUUUAGGUGUUCCGUAAGGCCAGCAUUCAGCAAGAAGUAAUCAGUAAGAGGGGCCAAAAAGUAGGGGAUUCUCCUAGGAAGAGGAGAGUGUGGAGGAUGGUGAGCACCUAUGAUUAAUUAAGUCCGUGGAAAUGGAAAUCAGUAAAGGGAGAUGGUUCUAAGACCUUCUUCUAAAACCUCCUAGACUAGCAAGUUUCAAUGGUGCAUGGCAGCAGUGCAACCUCAAGUUAAGUAACUCCAUGGCAGUACAGUUACAAGGUCCAGGCCAUUUUGUUACAUAGGGUAUCUAUAACAAAUGGGCAGUACCUGGCUCUGUUUAGACAUGUUUGGGUUAAGGAAAAGGUAGUGCUCCACUUGCUGGUAUCAAGAUGUGCCAAAACAUAGAGGUAAGGAUGGCUAGCUUCUGUUUGACAUCUCUGCCAUGGUGCUCAAAAUUGGGCCCUUUUCUGAUAAAGAAAAGUACUGCUUUUAAGAAGCUGCUCAAUCCUGAUAAGUUCUAUGUAGAGUCUCUCCUUGUAUAGGUUCUCACCAGUCCUGAGGACUGCACGGCAUGAAGUGGAGAGCUAGGAUCUGCCUGUGAUUUCUAGCAUUUGGGGUUCCCAACCUGACAGGACAGUGCCCUUUCUGGCAAUCAAUGAAACCUGAGGGCCUAGCUAGGAUAUAUCUAGAUUUUGCCUGCUGAGUCUCUGGAUUUUCUUCUCUGUGCACAGAGGAGGACUCAGGAUACUGGAGGAUUAGUAACACCAUAGAAAAGGGUAUUGACAGAAUACCACCAGGGGCUAGGAAUUGCCAUCGUCAUCUUACAUCAACCUGAAUAUCAAUCAACAUGUCUCUAGCUACCAGGCAGUACCACCUCUUCUCACAGCUACAAAGACCUGGUAGGAAAUUCUAGUAUAGGUAUUUAAAAGAAUCCAAGAUUUCACUUUUAGAACUGUAUUUGUGUAAAUGCCAUUUUAGUGAUAAGAUUUUUAUAGUGUAUUGAACUUUCAAGACCUAACUCAUAUUUAAUAAGCUAAGGGACAAUGGGGCUGAUAGCACUAAACUUGGUGCUUAUUGAUACUCUAAGAAAUAUCUGUGAAAUAUCAUCAUGUGUGCGUUAAGCUACCUUCAUUUAAAAGGACUUAAAAUUAGUUGGAUCCACUUUGGCUUUUCCCAUAUCAUUUCCUAACUCUACUGACCAAAACAUUCUCCCUAGUGAGUAUUAGUCAUUAGAAUUACAUUCAUUAGUAUCAUUCAUUAACCAGCCCCUUAAUUAGAUUCAUUAAUUUAAAUGAUUUUAAUUUGAUCACUUAUACACUCUGGCAUCAGGGUUAUCUACUUCCUUCUGACAUGUGUCCUGAACGUACAUUCUUCAGCCAUUACUCAUCUUAAGAAGGGGCCAUUCCCAAACUGCUUGACUUUGUCCAAAUAAAGACUGAGUUCAAGACUAACAAUAUAAGUUAAAACAAAGAGAGCUGUCUCUAAGACCGCCUAGUUUUUCCACUAUGUAUUAAGUACAUGUAAAAAUAAGUGUGCAUCUGGACAGCUUAGGCAUAUGUCUGUGCCAGACGACUCCAACGCUGUCUGAUACUUAUGUCAGGUUUAGCUGGUAUCAAAUGCCAAGGAGUUUUUGCUACCUAAACCCAUCUACAGGAAAUAGGUCCAACUACCAGAUGAGUACUAGGUCUCUAGUUACCAUUCAGUUCAUUAAUUUCUGCCAUUCCAUAUCCAUAAACAGGACCACUAACAUUAUGCACAAAAAUUAGAUUCCUCAUACUCUUGACUGUAUAUUUGUAUGAUAUUUUAAAAUCUCCUAAAUGGCCAUUCACAGUUGGUUUGCACUGGCCUUCCGAUAAAAUGUUAACAUACCUAUUGUAAUAUACACAAAACAUUCUAUCUACUGAUUUGGACUGAAUGUAUGUACAUAGGUUUUACAAAAAACAAAAUGUCAGACAUCGAAGCAGUGGUUUACAGAUCAGUGAUUUUCAGAUAGAGUUUCUUUCAGUUGCUGUGGAAUCUUUAAAAAGUACUCUUAGUGUGAACUUACUGAACUCUAGGGUUCCUGGCUAUCAGAGUCCCCUAGAGAGGAAAUCUUUUCUUGUAAUAAUAUGAACCAAGAUACCACAUUAUCUUGAGUCUCACUUCCAGUGUUUCAAGUGGAAAAUGUAUCUCCUUAUUGUCUCUGUAAAUGGAACAUCCUUACUUUUUUCUCUUAAAGAAUAUUGUACUGUUAGAUGUUUGUUGAACUGGUAGCAUCAUUUAGACUGCUGUGAUGUCUUUGUCAGUAAUCUGUAUAAUAUUUUGUAUACAAGUACUGGUAAGAUUGUUAUUAAAUGUAGCUCUGGUCAUUAAAUUACUAUAGCAAAGUAGUACUUCUGUAAUAUUUACAAUGUAUUAAGCCUACAGUAUAUUUUAUUUCAUUGAUGUAAUUUAAUUGUUAUUUAUUCAAGAGAAAGCAGUUCAUCAUGUCUAUUGUCUAAAAUUACCUGGAAUCAAAUAAAAGUUCUAGAUUAUCAUGAAAAACA
Molecule: messenger RNA, 7757 nt
Organism: Mastomys coucha (southern multimammate mouse)
Lineage: Eukaryota; Metazoa; Chordata; Mammalia; Rodentia; Muridae
Gene: Cnr1
Product: cannabinoid receptor 1
Exons: 2
Coding region: 2434-3855 (473 amino acids)
Biological process (GO): G protein-coupled receptor signaling pathway
Cellular component (GO): membrane
Molecular function (GO): cannabinoid receptor activity
Source: RefSeq, a predicted model, not a curated record